AUGCGAAAAACGUACCGACAUCAUGCAGGCCUCUUGACUCUCUCCGCCGCUCAAUCACGUGACCUUUGCACCUCCGUGGACCCGACGUACCGCACCGAUGACCCUCCAGCUCGCCGCAAGCGCUUUGAACGAUUCCUCAGCAUUGUCUCUUUGCAGAGACUUUCCAAGGCGCAUGACUCAUCAUAUCCCGUUUCGCAUAGUUCAGAGUCUUCAGUCAUGGCUCGCGAUGUCGUCAAGGCCGCUCAGUCGGCGUCUCAUGUUAUGAAGGUCUCUCAGAAAUACACCGUCCGCUCCACCGGCGUCUGGGAACGGAUUCGUCGCCUGCUCGCUAUUGAACCUGAUCGAUCCAGCGGCAUCCCCUUGAACUCUCAAUUCCGUCUUCCAUCGCCCGGCUCUCUUCCUCCUCUGGCCUACGAGGACCCCGUCACCACCCCGGCGGGCGAUAUCGCUGACAACCCCUACUGGAAGCGUGACAUGCGCCGGAGCUACCCCAAGCUGAGCACCGUGAGCCAGGCCGAUGCAGUCAGCUUGCUGACUGUGGGCAGCCAGGCUGCGCCCAAGGACGAGGUGUUGCAGAUUGGCGAGGCUGGCGCCAAGCAAUUGGUGGAGGUGCAGCAGGAGGGUCAGGAGCGUGGUUUGGCUGCUCUGUUCGAGAAGGAUCAGAAGAGCAUUCAGGGUGUCUUGGGGGCCAACGGUUUGCCUCCUACCCCGGCCAACAUCAAUACAGUCUCGCAGGCUGCUCGAUCCAAGUAUGAGAUUGACUCGGAACAUGGUUACCCUGAGGUGUAA
This is a messenger RNA of Penicillium diatomitis, 789 nucleotides long. RefSeq lists its product as uncharacterized. The transcript is spliced from 3 exons. The record is from RefSeq and is a predicted model, not a curated record. NCBI's taxonomy places the organism in Eukaryota, Fungi, Ascomycota, Eurotiomycetes, Eurotiales, Aspergillaceae. Bases 1 to 789 code for a protein of 262 amino acids.